This is a messenger RNA of Drosophila suzukii, 545 nucleotides long. RefSeq names its product pre-mod(mdg4)-Z (gene pre-mod(mdg4)-Z). Lineage: Eukaryota; Metazoa; Arthropoda; Insecta; Diptera; Drosophilidae. The record is from RefSeq and is a predicted model, not a curated record.
GUCCGCAACUGUGGUCCAGAUGUUCCUGAUCAGCCGCAAGGGCGGCACUCUGCUGACCAUCAACAACUUUGUCUACCGGUCCAAUCUUAAGUUUUUCGGGAAGAAAAAUGAUAUUCUGUACUGGGAGUGCGUCCAAAACCGAUCGGUCAAGUGUCGCAGCCGCUUGAAGACCAUCGGAGAUGAUCUCUAUGUAACCAAUGAUGUGCACAACCACAUGGGCGACAACAAGCGCAUUGAGGCGGCCAAGGCGGCUGGUAUGCUUAUCCACAAAAAGUUGAGUUCCCUCACGGCCGCCGACAAAAUCCAGGGCUCCUGGAAAAUGGAGAGCGAAGUCAAUCUGGACCAGCUGCCCAAGAUGUAACCGCUUCUCGACAUUCCCACCCACACGUCCGAGUUCUGUUAAGGCUAAGCUAAUGUAUUUCUCUAUUAUUCUUGCAAAGUAUCUUUCUUAUUUAGACUGAGUGUCCCGAGCCUAGUUAGGAUGGGUAAGUAGCCUGUUAAUAUGGGAUCUCACAGUACUUUUUUGUAAUUCGCGAAGUCCCGGG